AUGGCAAGGCGUGGGCAUGCCAGGAGCCAUCUGUCGCCAGAGAAAGAUGAGGAUGAGGAGGCCGAAGACCCGCUGGAUGCCAUGAUCGCACGCACGGGCUGCAUGGCUCAGCACCGGGAGCUGCAGGAGUGCAUGACGGCCAGCCAGGUCCGGGCUUUUGGCGAGUGCAUGGCCCGGCAGCAACGCGCCAAGGAGCCGCACCAGGCGUCCAGCUCACACCAAGCCCAAUCCUCGCCCGCUGGGGACUGA
Mesitornis unicolor (brown roatelo) is the source of this 249-nucleotide messenger RNA. Its product is annotated as cytochrome c oxidase assembly factor 4 homolog, mitochondrial. The record is from RefSeq and is a predicted model, not a curated record. Gene Ontology annotation, biological process: mitochondrial respiratory chain complex IV assembly. NCBI's taxonomy places the organism in Eukaryota, Metazoa, Chordata, Aves, Mesitornithiformes, Mesitornithidae. Gene Ontology annotation, cellular component: mitochondrial intermembrane space.